Molecule: messenger RNA, 1579 nt
Organism: Aspergillus alliaceus
Lineage: Eukaryota; Fungi; Ascomycota; Eurotiomycetes; Eurotiales; Aspergillaceae
Product: AIM24 family protein
Exons: 6
Coding region: 200-1159 (319 amino acids)
Source: RefSeq, a predicted model, not a curated record
CCAUGCAUGAUACUGGCUCUGCCACUUGACGGACUAUGGAAGUUCCCGUUGUACACAUUGAGCUCCAGACAACUUAAGUAUUCGAACCGCUUCCACAACCGUACUCGGCAUUUAUUCUUCUCUUGCAAAGUAACAGCAUAGGAAGAAAGGUUCCUUCUGUAGCAAAGCACACAUACAACUAAAGAUCCAAAAGGGAAAAAUGGCGACUCCUUAUUUCCCUCCGCCACCAGACCCUCAAAAAUCCGCAACUUUCCAGGUGAACCCCGCAAGAGUCUCCGAUGUCUCAGCACCAGAUUUCGAUUUUCCUCCUCCGCAAAGGCAACAAACAGUGCCAUCAAUAACUCCUCCCCCGAACGAUGUCAAUUUCGCAUCGUUUGCUGCAAAUGGCAAUUUCAACAAUCCCUAUGCGGUGCAACCUCCCCAAUCAUCAACGCCUCCCUCGAUCCCAGCAGAUUUGCAAUCACAACCCACUCAGGCCCUGUCCGCUACUAACCAGGAUGAGGUUGGAACAUUCAACGGGGGAAGUUACAGAAUCAGCCACCGGGACACUAAUUCGGUCCUAACAAUGCAGUUGGCCAUGGGAUGCCCAAUAGAAGCAAAGCCCGGUGUGAUGGUUGCAAUGUCCGGAAAGAUCUCACUCAGAGGAAGCGCCAAGUUCAGCAUGAUGAAAAUGCUCGCCGGGUCAAUGACCUUCUCCACAUAUACCGGCCCUGGAGAGAUCCUGCUUGCUCCACCAACGCUGGGAGAUAUCAUUGUUCUCCGCCUCAGCGGCUCAGAGUCAUGGAAGGUUGGCAAGGAUGGAUUCCUGGCUGCGACCAGUGGAGUCGUGAAGGACUACAAAGCUCAAGGACUGACCAAGGCCGUCUUUUCGGGUGAGGGUUUUAUUAUCUAUCAUAUGUCUGGAAUCGGCCUUGUGUGGCUUCAGAGUUUCGGUGCGAUCAUCAGGAAAGAUAUCCCCGAGGGCGAGACCUACCUCGUCGACAAUGGCUAUCUUGUCGCCUGGAACUGCAAGUACACUAUGACGCGGGCUGCCUCCGGAGGCAUGUUCUCGACUUAUAGCUCCGCCGAAGGUCUUGCGUGUAAAUUCGAGGGCCCCGGCACUGUCUACCUACAGACGAGGAACGCUAGUGCCUUUGCGGCGCAUCUCAGUACUAAAUAGUAAUAGGGCUCUGUUGAUCUGGCCAUGGAUACUCCAAAGAGCUGGGUUUUUUGUUUGACUAUCUUGCACAUACUUUCCUUUGUGUUUCAACUCUUUUUUUUUUCUUUUUUUUUUAUAUAUAUAUCCCCCUUUAUCUCAAAUUGGCCGCUGUGUUGUUUAUGAGCGUGUUUUCAGGUCUUGCAAUACAACCAUUCUUUCCGUCUCGAAUAUUGCAUCUGUAUUUCUGGGUAGGCGAUGCAUGUGCCUGUUUUGUCAUUGUGCCUACUUUGAAUUGAGGGCUACUGGCUGGGCCUAUUAAAAAACUAAGUACUAGUAUACAAAAGGCAUCCGUACCAGCACAGUUUCCUAAUACAUACAAUUUACGUUCAACCGUCAAGUUAAGGGAACAGAUUAUACCCAAAGAAAGUCAUACCAAUCCAU